Messenger RNA from Coregonus sp. 'balchen', 8078 nucleotides. The record is from the annotation of a GenBank genome assembly. Lineage: Eukaryota; Metazoa; Chordata; Actinopteri; Salmoniformes; Salmonidae.
AUGAUGGAGUCCUGCGGCAGCCUGUUCUCAUCGCUUUUCUGGCACCCCAAGUGAGUGUUGCGGAUAGGAACCAGAUUAAUGACGGUUCAGGUUUCCCAAAUGAAAGCCCGUAACACACAGCUUUGUCCACAUGAAAAUAUUGGACCACCAGGGACCAGACAUCUUACAAGCAGGAUGCUGAGGUUAUGAUGCCAGAGCCAGGUAAACUAUGGAAACUAUGGUUGUUAGCCAGGUAAGCGGUGGUUGUUGUCAGCACGUGUUGAUGUGUCUCUCUGUGUUUAAAAAAAUAACAUUGGCCCCAUUGCAGCUUCUUGCAUGAGUAAAAUGUAUUGUUGUCAACUUUUUUCAAGCUGUGUGGUCCUUUGUGGACCUUUUAAUUAGCCUAACUGUUUAUUUUCCUUUUUCAGUAAACGGAUUUCCCGCUCCAACUAUAGGCUAUUUCUUAAAAACCCGUUAGCCUAGUUACCGUUGCUAACCAUUAUUUAUUUAUUUUUUAGAAUGAAGGAAGUCACUCUGAAUAGCUCAGGAAUGUCUCUCCUUCCUGUACUUUGUAAGUAGGCUAUCAGCCAAGUUUAAACUUUUAUAAUCAUCUUGGCAAUUAGAUCAUAGAUCUGCAGGCUAAAAUGUAAUACCCAGUGCCACAUAGGCUUAGCCUAAUUUACUAUAUGUCUGAGUUUUGGUUAUCAGGUCCAAGCCUUAUUAUGCAUAAUGUCUUGUCAAAUAUCUGUUCUAGUGUUGAGUACACUGGUGGCCUAUCCAUCAUCAGGUGAGAAUAAUUUAAAUACCACACACUCUUCAUUUUUAGACCAUGAAUCAUAUUCCAGAUCAAGUUGUCUGAUGUAGCAAACUGUCUCAGCCCAGGCACAACUGUCCUCUGUGGUACUGAAGGCUAACCCAUGCCUACUCCUGGUCCAGGGAGAGGUUCUGACCCUCGCCUGGCUGGGCUGGUACCAGGGAACCAUAAUAACAGGGAACCUCCCCUACCGACCCCUGCACCUGCCCUGACAUACAGCAUCGUGAGAGAGAACGUGACUGUGGCCAGUGGGUCCCAUGUUCUGCACAUAGACAAGAUAACUCAGAGCCAGUCUGGCAGAUGCAGGUGUACUGUUACUGACCACACAGGUGCACAGAGACACAGCAGAGAGGUGCAGGUUACUGUGGAAAGUGAGAACGCAGUGGGGGGAUCCUAAUGUAGACUUUAGGUGUGGCAGACUGGGCACUGUCUUGAAAUAUACACUUUGGGUGCUUUGCCAAAACAUAGCCCACUGUUUGUUGAAAUUCUAGGCUUCUGCAUGUGUUCACAGAGGUUCUACUGACGCCCACUCUGAGCGUGGAGCCUUCAGGACGACAGGUGUACACUGAGGACACAGUCACCUUGGCGUGUCAGUUACCUGGCCACUCAGGGCUGGGCUGGCAGUUCUACUGGCACAAAAACAGGUGUGACCUCCGGCUCCCUCUUUAUGUUGCUUCUCUGAUGGUUUAUAAUGGAGGUUGGGAGGUGUGAUAGAUUUCAGUUCAAUCUAAUAGAAUGUGGGUGUCAGGCUACAUGUUGUAUCCAUCACGCCCUGAGUGAUUAUAGUAAAACAUGGCACUGGAUUACUGUGUACAUGAACUGGAAUAUACUGACAAGUGGAACGGACUAAUGUUCAUAACACUAUAUUAGGCAGGACACAGGCCCUGUGGAGCAGCUGUGGGCUAGUGCUGGAGGCGGUGGUGGAGGUGGGGCGGUCUACAGAAUGUGGCGUGCCUCUGUCACACACACAGGCCAAUACUGGUGCAGAGCAGGGAGAGGACAGCCAGUCUUCUACACCCAAUACAGCCAGGCAGUCUCUGUUAAUGUCAUUGGUGAGGGGAGAGUGUAGCACAUGAGUAAUGGGUGUCUUGUCUUGCAAGUGGUGUCAUGCUCUUUUUCAUAGAUUACUUGAAAAGCCCCACUCAUUACUCUAGCUCUUGUCAGUGACAGUUGGAAUAUAUUUCACUUCUCUAGUUCUUUGUAAUCUAUCAUUUUCUCAACUUCCUCCUCUAAUCAAUCUGUGUGAUCAAUAUGCUCUCCAGAGCGCUUCAAAUCAGUGACUUUGUCAGCAUCUCCUUCGACCGUGGUCAAAGAGGGCCGGCGCUUUCAACCUCACCUGUGAGGUCCAGCUUAGCGACAGCAAACUGAGCCAACAUCAUGGUAACCACGGUCUACAUAGUCACCCUGAUCCUGACCGUAACCGGACCACAGUGGUUGUAACAUUCUCCUUCCUGAGGGACGGCUGGCCGGUGGUCAGGGACUCUGUCAGUGGGCUGUACAGCGUGGCGAGGGCUUCUAGCUGUCACAUGGGGACCUACAGCUGUGUGGUCAGAGCAGGCAGGGCCAGGAGGAGCAGCCAGGAGAUCAGCAUCACACUAGACAGUGAGUUCAUACUGUAUCACCUGAAAGUUUAGUUUGCCAAUUGCCAUAGGUUGUCAUUCCUCAUUGCUGGUCUGAAAUCAUGUUAAUUAUUCUGGUGCCAAAACUGCCAAUCUUUACCAUUCACUUUGUAUCCUGAUCUCUCUCAUGCUGCCGUCAUCCAGACCUGUCUCUGAUACUGGUCACUGGUUUUUUGUGAGACUAUACGUGAUGAGACGUAAGCGGCAGCAUAGUGGAUCUCAGUCUGACUCUUGACUCUCUGGGACUGAGUCAGUUCAACACCUAUCUCUUCUUUUUGUGUGACCAUGCAGUAUGGCAGCUCAGAGGCAGAGGACAAGGAGAAUUGCAGUGCAAUGAGCGCAGUACAAUACAGGGACCAAAAUGAGAGGGAGGACAGGUGAGACGUGUUGUGAGAACCCAUGUAGCUCACAUGGCUGUAUUAGUGCACAGAUAUAGGAUCUUAAUUUGAUCAGACGUUUUAUUGUAAUCUUGCAGAUGUAUUUGGACCCAGCUGACUUGAGCAACUUUCUAUCGUUUAUUACAACAUUGAAGGGUAGAAUAAUAAACAUAAAAUUAUUUGGAGAAUUUUGACCGAAUAAUGUUUUCGUUUUAUUUUCACCACAAUGUGGCACUCAAAUAAUACAUUGAUUCGACACAGCAACAUUCCUGUAUUUUCAAAUAGAGCCAACUCUUUUCUCAUAACACAUAAAGUUCCAUAUUUUUAAAAGAAAUAACUGCCCACCACCAGUUGAUUAAAAGUGAGUGACCCUCAACAGUAAAAGGCAAGCUAUAAUAUGUUUGCCCUUCUGUUCCAUUUGGUGGUGAACUGUUAGACCUAAAGUGUCAUAUGAUGAAUGAGCCAAGAUCUGAGAAUUGCAUUAUGUCUCCAAAUAUUUUGAAGGGUAAGUUCAGGAAUGGGGUUCAGAUGAGCUAAGUGUCAAUAGGUCAGAAGUCAGGGGAACUUUGAUGCCCAACUUGACAAGGGAGUACUGUUUAUGGGCAGAGACAGGGAAAGAGGGAGAGACAGAGGGAUACACUGCUUGACUUAAACAUUUUUUGCCACUUGUCCUUCAGAUAAGUAGGACAGAUUCUUUACUUGUCUGAAAGCUCAAGUCAUUUGUCCCCCCCCCAAAAAAAAUUGGUCUGUAACACAAUGGGCCAAAAAGGUAAUUGAAAAUUGUACUAAAUACAAUUAAUUGUUAUAGUAUUUGGUUGUAAUUGUAGGCCUAAUGUUGCAAUAUUUUAUAGGCCAUGAAGAGUUUAUUUUCUUUGUCAACUAGGCUAUUCUAUAUUUUGAAGUUGUGAGAAUGACAUGGCCAGUGUUGAAUAGAGGGGAAUCCCAGCUUUCCAACAGUGGCAUAAUAAUUUUUCUGAUCCCAAUAUUCAGCGCUGGAGAGACGGUUUUACAACCAGAGUAUGUAGCAUUGGUUUAUUAAAGGUGGAAUCUGCAGUAGGGGGGAAAAGGCACCACUGGCCGCCCCACCACCGUUGUUAUAAUUUUUGUUGUCAAGCUUAUGGUCACGCAUCACUUUACACGUACCUACAUGUACAAAUUACCUCGACUAACCUGUACCCCCGCGCAUUGACUCGGUACCGGUACCCCCUGUAUAUAGCCUCGUUAUAGUUAUUUUAUUGUGUUACUUUUAAUAUUAAUUUGAACUGCAUUGUUGGUUAAGGGCUUGUAAGUAAGCAUUUCACGGUAAGGUCUACACCUGUUGCAUUCAGCGCAUGUGACAAAUAAGAUUUGAUUUGAUGGUUUAAAAAAAAAAACGGACACAUUAAGGAUUCCAGCUUUAAGGCACCCGUUCAUCAACUGCUUGUCGGUCAAUGUUAAUGUGAAAGCGUUAGCUGGCGAGAUAACUAGCCAGGCUACACGAUAUGUAGUUAGUUGUUAUGUAGUUAUCUAAUUAGUCUGUUGCAUAUCAUUAUUGUACAGUGAGGGGAAAAAGUAUUUGAUCCCCUGCUGAUUUUGUAUGUUUGCCCACUGACAAAGAAAUGAUCAGUCUAUAAUUUUAAUGGUAGGUUUAUUUGAACAGUGAGAGACAGAAUAACAACAAAAAAAUCCCCCUCUCAAUCAGAAAGAUUGCUGGCUCCCAGGUGUCUUUUAUACAGGUAACGAGCUGAGAUUAGGAGCACACUCUUAAAGGGAGUGCUCCUAAUCUCAGCUUGUUACCUGUAUAAAAGACACCUGUCCACAGAUGCAAUCAAUCAAUCAGAUUCCAAACUCUCCACCAUGGCCAAGACCAAAAAGCUCUCCAAGGAUGUCAGGGACAAGAUUGUAGACCUACACAAGGCUGGAAUGGGCUACAAGACCAUCGCCAAGCAGCUUGGUGAGAAGGUGACAACAGUUGGUGCAAUUAUUUGCAAAUGGAAGAAACACAAAAGAACUGUCAAUCUCCCUCAGCCUGGGGCUCCAUGCAAGAUCUCACCUCGUGGAGUUGCAAUGAUCAUGAGAACGGUGAGGAAUCAUCCCAGAACUACAAGGGAGGAUCUUGUCAAUGAUCUCAAGGCAGCUGGGACCAUAAUCACCAAGAAAACAAUUGGUAACACACUACGCCGUGAAGGACUGAAAUCCUGCAGCGCCCGCAAGGUCCCCCUGCUCAAGAAAGCACAUAUACAUGCCCGUGUGAAGUUUGCCAAUGAACAUCUGAAUGAACUGGGUGAAAGUGUUGUGGUCAGAUGAGACCAAAAUCGAGCUCUUUGGCAUCAACUCAACUCGCCGUGUUUGGAGGAGGAGGAAUGCUGCCUAUGACCCCAAGAACACCAUCCCCACCGUCAAACAUGGAGGUGGAAACAUUAUGCUUUGGGGGUGUUUUUCUGCUAACGGGACAGGACAACUUUACCGCAUCAAAGGGACGAUGGACGGGGCCAUGUACCGUCAAAUCUUGGGUGAGAACCUCCUUCCCUCAGCCAGGGCAUUGAAAAUGGGUCGUGGAUGGGUAUUCCAGCAUGACAAUGACCCAAAACACACGGCCAAGGCAACAAAGGAGUGGCUCAAGAAGAAGCACAUUAAGGUCAUGGAGUGGCCUAGCCAGUCUCCAGACCUUAAUCCCAUAGAAAAUCUGUGGAGGGAGCUGAAGGUUCGAGUUGCCAAACGUCAGCCUCGAAACCUUAAUGACUUGGAGAAGAUCUGCAAAGAGGAGUGGGACAAAAUCCCUCCUGAGAUGUGUGCAAACCUGGUGGUCAACUACAAGAAACGUCUGACCUCUGUGAUUUCCAACAAGGGUUUUGCCACCAAGUACUAAGUCAUGUUUUGCAGAGGGGUCAAAUACUUAUUUCCCUCAUUGAAAUGCAAAUCAAUUUAUAACAUUUUUGACAUGCGUUUUUCUGGAUUUCUUUGUUGUUAUUCUGUCUCUCACUGUUCAAAUAAACCUACCAUUAAAAUUAUAGACUGAUCAUUUCUUUGUCAGUGGGCAAACGUACAAAAUCAGCAGGGGAUCAAAUGCUUUAGCACAAAUGUACUAGCACAAAUGUAGGUGAUGCGCACAGCUGCACACCAUUACUUUUCUAGGAUUUUCAUGACUGUACAAACCCUGUUUGCUGACCAAAAAUUUGCUAUAACUGUGCAAAUAACUCACUAAUUAGCACGGAAUACCAACAAAUGUGCACACGCGGCUACACACAGCUCUUUGCUUUGAUCUCAAAAGCUCACAACCCGGGAUGAUUGAAAGACUCCUUCUGUCAAUUCAAUACAAUCCUACUCGAUGCGCUCUGCAGAAAUUAGGAGAACAGCAGUACAUCGUGUCCAGGGGGGACAAUGAUCCAAUUCUGAUCGGAGUAAUUGUUUAAUAUUGUGAUUUGUGCGAUUGUUUUACUUGUCCAUUCGGACAACUCAACUCUAUAUUAUUCUUGUCCAACAUUAUUUUAUUUUUUUACUUGUCCCAGACAAGGCAACAAGCGUUUAUGUCAAGCCCUGGAGAGGGAUGGAGAGACAUGCCAUAUUUACAGUCUUUCCUAGUAAGAGCCGAUGUGCGAACUGCAGUGCCUAUGUAGGUUUAUGUAACCUCCAGCCUUCAAGGCACACAAGCCUGGGUCUCGCCUGAUGUUGGCGGCUGACAGGGAAGUGUGAAGACAGGUGACGUGGCGGGGAGGAGGGUGCCUCAUGGUGGAGGUGCCAUGAGGUUAACAAAGAUACACUUUAUUUUCCCUGGUUUGAGUGUUUGCUGUCAAACCAGCAAUUACGAGUAGGGGAGUUUUGAACAGGUUUUCGAUUGCAUUCGCAAAAAUAAACCCUACCCUGAUACUUUGAUAAAUGUUGUUACCACAUUAAAUGAUGUAGUAAGUAACCAUGUGUUAGUUGUUGCUGGUUGUGAUGCUUCAGGGAUAUAUUAUGUUUCUUUACUCACACAGCUUGGCCUACAGGACAUGAGUAACUACAGUGACAUGAGUAACUUACACAGCUUGGCCUACAGGACAUGAGUAACUACAGUGACAUGAGUAACUUACACAGCUUGGCCUACAGGACAUGAGUAACUACAGUGACAUGAGUAACUUACACAGCUUGGCCUACAGGACAUGAGUAACUACGUGACAUGAGUAUUACACAGCUUGGCCUACAGACAUGAGUAACUACGUGACUAUUAACUACACAUGCUUGCCUACAGGACAUGAGUACUACAGUGACAUGGUAACUUACACGCUUGGCCUACAGGACAUGAUAACUACAGUGACAUUAGUAACUUACACAGCUUGGCCUACAGGACAUGAGUAACUACAGUGACAUGAGUAACUUACACAGCUUGGCCUACAGGACAUGAGGAACUACAGUGACAUGAGUAACUUACACAGCUUGGCCUACAGGACAUGAGGAACUACAGUGACAUGAGUAACUUACACAGCUUGGCCUACAGGACAUGAGUAACUACAGUGACAUGAGUAACUUACACAGCUUGGCCUACAGGACAUGAGGAACUACAGUGACAUGAGUAACUUACACAGCUUGGCCUACAGGACAUGAGGAACUACAGUGACAUGAGUAACUUACACAGCUUGGCCUACAGGACAUGAGGAACUACAGUGACAUGAGUAACUUACACAGCUUGGCCUACAGGACAUGAGUAACUACAGUGACAUGAGUAACUUACACAGCUUGGCCUACAGGACAUGAGUAACUACAGUGACAUGAGUAACUUACACAGCUUGGCCUACAGGACAUGAGGAACUACAGUAACUCUUACUGCUUAUUUUGAUAGCUUGAGUAAAGAAUUCAACCUUUUUUAGUAGUCAUGUUUUUCAUAAUUUUCCAGCAUUGAUGGACGUGCUUCUGUCUGUAACCUUUAUAAAGUCAUAUGGGGUGAGAGAAGGGACAGGGAGGCAGAGAGAGAGGGAAGCAGAGAGAGUGGCGAAGUAGAGAAAGAGAGUGAUUUGAGAGAGGGAAAACAGAUGGGAAGAUUGAAUUUUAGAGAGAAACAGAGCGAAAGAAGAGGAGGAGUGCAAGGCAAAUCUUUUUUGUGCGUGUCUGGAGAGAAGGGAGCCUCUUAUACCCCUCACAGCAUGAGUUUGGCCCGGGCUGCGGCCCAGUCUCGUCUGCACAGCAGGGGCCUUUCCUGAGCAGGCUGCCCAGGGGAGGGGCACCUGCUCUAGGCCCAAACACUGGCUGAGAGAAGGGUCUGGAGGGUGGGGCGGAGGGGCGAGGGGAUGGAAAGACACUCAGCAGUUCCAGGAAAUAGACAUGUGCUGGAUUUAG